UGCCAGCAUCUGAUUAAAACCAUAUCUCUCGCUGUGAGUGGCUAACUAAACAGAAGGCUCGAGUACGGCUGGAUAUUUAAGCGCGCUGAGAGUGUCAGUUGCUUUGCCGGCUACAGUGGUAGGAUCAUGCACGAAGGGGCUCAGAUCUAGUCUUGGCAAAAUAGUAUGCUUGUCCACUGAGGAUUGCUAGCUGGAUUCCAGUCACAUUAUCAAGUGCAAGGAUUUGCUCUCUGGAGUUGAGGCUGGCCUCUCACUAUGUCGAGUGAAGCAGAGACAGCUAGCGUCAAUAGCCAGCCAGCCCAGCAACAGACACCACUGAAAGCACAACCUUCCAAAAAGGAGAAAAAGAAAGGAACUGAAAAGACAGAAGAAUUCCUCUUGGCCAGAUUCCAAGGUGAUGGCGUAAGAUACAAGGCCAAACUGAUUGGUAUUGAUGAUGUUCCCGAAGCAAGGGGAGAUAAGAUGAGCCAAGAUUCAAUGAUGAAACUAAAGGGAAUGGCCAUAGCAGCCCGCUCUCAAGGACAACACAAGCAGAAAAUAUGGGUCAACAUCUCUCUUGCUGGGAUCAAAAUCAUAGAUGAGAAGACAGGGGUUAUUGAGCAUGAACACCCAGUCAACAAAAUCUCCUUCAUUGCUCGGGAUGUGACUGACAACCGUGCCUUUGGCUACGUUUGUGGAGGAGAAGGGCAGCACCAAUUCUUUGCCAUAAAAACAGCACAGCAGGCUGAACCUCUAGUUGUGGAUCUGAAGGAUCUCUUCCAAGUAAUCUAUAACAUCAAGAAAAAAGAAGAGGAUGAUAAGAGAAAGAAUGAAGAGGCCAAUAAACCCUCUGAGAACGGUAACGAUGAAGCAACUGCUGAUCAAGUUGGCAAAAUAAAGCUGGGUGUUGACCAGAUGGAUCUAUUUGGAGACAUGUCUACUCCUCCUGACCUGAAUAGUCCCACAGAGGAGGAUAAAGAGAUCCUGUUAGUGGAUUUAAACUCUGAAAUUGAGGCCCUUCCGGCUUCUCUCAAGGGGGAGGAUCUUUUCUUGAAUGACAUCACACCUUCCCUGCCAAUGCCCAAGCCGCAGCCACCUUUCUUGCCUGAAAAUGCUUUCUCUGCAAACCUCAGCUUCUUUCCUACCCCCAAUCCUGACCCUUUCAGCGAUGACCCUUUCACGCAACCCGACCAAUUGGCACCGCCCCCACUUGAUUCUUCUCUCUCGCCUCCCAGUCAGAAGAUGGGAAGCGUGGCUAGCCCCAGGGGGAACAGCGGGGUGAAUGGGGACGUAGACUACUUUGGGAAACAGUUUGACCAGAUUUCCAACCGGACUGGCAAGCAGGAAAUGCAGGCUGGCCAGUGGCCGCUUGAGAGUAAGCCAACACCACCAGCGGCGAAGACUCCAAAUGGGGUCCCGGAGAGAGAACAGAACGGCUUUGCUGCCAACUCCCCGCUCGACGUCUUCAUGGAGAGCUCUUCCAAAGGAUUGCCCAUGCAAAAUGGAUUGCGGCUAGACUCCGAGAACGGCGUCCAAUUGAUCUCCCAUGACUCUAUAACGAUUAGCCCACCUCCACAAAGUACCAAGCCAGGAAGAGGAAGGAGGACUGUUAAGAGUGCAGCCAAUGACUUGUUCGGCUCGGACAUCUUUGCUCCUGGACCGACUGCAACAAACACACUGAUAACUGCACGGCAGCCUUCUCCUGUGCAAAACAGCCAUCUAGACCUCUUCAAAGCUAGUGCUCCUACAGCAGCUCCCAUGCCUGGAGUGGGUGGCUUGCCUGCUGCACCUCCAACACCUGUAUGGGGUCCCCAAUCCGCCAUCUUCAACCAACCGCCUCCAGUCUUUCCUGGCACUGUUCUGGGUGUUCGGCCUGCCAGCUUUACUCCAGCUCUUGGUUUUGCGAGUGCUCCACAAGUUCCGAACUGGAACCAGCCUGCCUCCUUGGGCGCCCCAGUCCAGUCUCCUGCUCCCGACCUCUGGGGUCAGCCUACACGUGUUUCUCCUUCUAAUGCUUGGACACAGCCAUCGUCCACCGGGAACCCGUUUCAGGUCAACCAGUUCUCAUCGACACUAGCAGCCCACCCUCCAUCUAUGCUGUCUCCCAUGUCAUCUGCUAGUCCUCCUCCUCAGCUCCCUCCCAGAACUGCGCCUCAGAAGGAGCUCGUCAAGAAAGAGAGUGAUGCCUUCACUGCUCUGGAUCCACUUGGGGAUAAAGAGAUAAAGGACGUAAAGGAGAUGUUCAAAGACUUCCAGCUGACGAAGCCACCCGUGCCGGCAAGGAAGGCAGAGCAGCAACAGCAACAAGGUCUGUCCGGCGCGUCCAGAGCCUUUGCCAGUUACUUCAAUAACCAAGUGGGGGUUCCUCAAGACUUGGCUGACCAGGAUGACUUUGAAGCCAGUUGGCUGUCUGCUAAAAUUGGUGCACCACCAAAGCCCGUUCCCAGGCAAACUGCUGUACCAUCGACCAAGCCUGCUGAAGACCUCUUUGAAAACCCUUUUAAGAUGGACCCUUUUGCAGCUCCCUCACAAAGUGUUACCACGGCUCCACAGCUGCUGUCUUCUGCUCCAUUUGGUGAUCCUUUUGGAAAUCCAUUUGUAUAGACUUGAUAGUCCAUACAGAGAGCUUCAAGACAAGUGUUGGGUGGCCCAGCUGUGAGAUGGUAAAGUUCUCAUUGUGCUUGACCAGAAGUGCGUGUAAUCAGCAAAGGAAUAACUGGACUGCUGCGGCAAAAAAAGGAUGUAACAAAUUACUGUCUUCACUCUGCAUUAUCUGCCUCAUUCCUCAUCCACUUCUGGAUUGCAAUUCAUUCUGGGACGUCCUUGGAUUGCAGCCUUUGGAAGUCAAGGAAGGAAUUUGCUAGAGACCAAACUGCAACUGCUGGAGACCUUCUUCCCAUGUAGAUUUAAGUAACUGAACACUCUAUGGUGUCUCCUAGUCCUUCACUUUCACUUCCAUCGAGGCUUGGAAGCACUUAACUGUAAUAUGAAUGAGAAACUAAACACCCUUCUAGGACAAAACCACACAAACUUCUGUUCACCUUCACACAAGGGAAGAGGACCAUGAGCUGAAUUUGCAGCACUGAGUCACCUAGAACAUUACAUGGUCAAGUACUGUUGUAGACUUCUCCUAAUCUUACUGCAAGCUUUUAAAACUUGCAGUUUCCCUCCCACUCAAAAUGUCAAGGUGAAUGUCUGAAUUCCAAAAUGGGCAAAUACUGUGUUUGGCUCCAAUCUGGUGAGUUCUAAACUGUAAUUGCUAGCUCUAAUGCUGAUGCUGUCCAACGGAAGUUGAGAUACUCUUGGCAGCCUCUUGUCCAGGACGUUUGAAAUGACAUUAAUAUUGUAUUCCCCGGCACAUCUAGUGUUACAGAAUUGUCCUCUAGCAAGAUUCUCAAGUUCCUAAAGCAAACCAAGACUGAGAAAAGGAUGGAUGCAAAAAUGGGCAAGUGUUUAUAAAAAGGCUCAGUGAAUAUGCCGUUGAACUGGAAAGCAAUCAAACUCUUGAACAACAAACUCUGCAAUCUUGGAAGCUGAAGUAUGGUAUGGCCGGUGUUAAUCUGCAAAGUGAUACUGCACCAUUUAAACAAGAGUCUUAAGAACUGGGUGGAACUGAUGCAAGAGCCAGGGAGGGGGGGUCUCUCCAUCAUGGCACUUACGAAUACAGACUUGAAAUGGUAUCCAUGUUUAUGUUAAAGCAAAAUUGGAGAUCUGCUCGCUAGAAAACAUUAAGUCUGCAGUGAUUUGUUCUUCCAGCCAGUUAUGCAAUCUGCUCUGUACAUAAUUUACUGCACUUUUCCUGUAAUGCAAAAAAAAAAAAAAAGCUAUCAAUUUAUAUGUAUUUGUCUCAGACUGGAAAUGUAGGAACUUAUGGAUUGUGUUACACUGUAAAAAGCAGUUGUCAAAAGUUCCGACAAUUAAAUGUAACUUCAUUUCAA
Elgaria multicarinata webbii is the source of this 3917-nucleotide messenger RNA. RefSeq names its product DAB adaptor protein 2 (gene DAB2). Lineage: Eukaryota; Metazoa; Chordata; Lepidosauria; Squamata; Anguidae. The coding region runs from base 256 to 2583 and encodes 775 amino acids. The transcript has 15 exons. The record is from RefSeq and is a predicted model, not a curated record. Gene Ontology annotation, cellular component: plasma membrane; cytoplasm. Gene Ontology annotation, biological process: positive regulation of endocytosis; negative regulation of canonical Wnt signaling pathway; receptor-mediated endocytosis.